AUGGCGUGUUGGGAUGACGCCAUGUUUGUGGAUACGCUGCGGUCAGACCACCCCGCCCGUUGCGCCAUCUGUCAAGACAUCAUGUGCGACGCCAUUCAGUGCCCGAAUCAACAUUGUUUUGGCAAAGAGUGCCUGGAGCGAGCGCUGCAGUACAACCCCGAGUGCCCCACGUGUCGCGAGCCAUGUCCUCCCGAAAAGCUCAAGCCAGCCCUCUUUGCGCGUUCCGCAAUUGCACGUAUGAAUGUGCGAUGCCCGCGAAGGGACGAGGGCUGCCCUGAUGAGUUUCAGCUCGCUGACCGUGAAGCGCACGAAAUGAACUGCGGUUACGUCAAGGUUUCAUGCCCCCAUUCUGGAUGCAAGCGAUCUGUCCUGCGAAAGGAUCUCAACACUCACGCACUCAAUUGCGAGCACGCCACGGACCAAUGUCACGUUUGUGAUGAGGUCAUGCCUCGAUCCAAGGUUGCUGCGCACUCUUGCUUUCGUUCAGUUGUGACACGCAUGGGUGCGCUCGAAGCACGACUGACAGCUCUGGAGCUGCGUUUGGAGUCGAAUAUCCAAGUGCAGUCCGACAAGACGGCGCCACAAACAGCGGAUUUACCGCCGCAACAACAACGCGAAGGCCACACCUCCUCCGAAGACAGCUCAAGCGUUCGUUCUCUGGGCCCACGACGCGCAACAGCCUGGCAGAGGCCUGAAUCAAGCCGGGGCUUGCAACGCAGCAUCUCGGGCUCACAACCCAGCCCGGCAGUUGCUCAGGUGGCGCGCCCCGCAUCAGUCACGUCGACGAUAGAUCUGGCUGCAGCCACGGGAGCCAUGGCACCUUUGAGCAACACUCGUCCUUCGGAAUUUGACAUUGUCAUUGCCGCCCCCGGCGUUUAUAACGGCUGCUUAGCCGACGGCACCUGCGGCUAUAUUAUGCGGGACGAACACGAUCAUCAGCCAUUUUCCGUGAGCAACUUGCUCGGCCAGUUUUGGUAUCGUGAGUCAGAGGUAUGUGCGAAAACCUUGGCCUUGCCUUGGUGCGACACGAGCAUCGUCAUCUUCACAGUUGCGCCCGCUGGUGACUAUACCCUUGUAGGUACAACUGUGGAUGCACCCAGGUGA
Messenger RNA from Monosiga brevicollis MX1, 1104 nucleotides. RefSeq lists its product as uncharacterized. Gene Ontology annotation, biological process: regulation of canonical NF-kappaB signal transduction; positive regulation of JNK cascade. NCBI's taxonomy places the organism in Eukaryota, Choanoflagellata, Craspedida, Salpingoecidae. Bases 1 to 1104 code for a protein of 367 amino acids. Gene Ontology annotation, molecular function: zinc ion binding. The transcript is spliced from 3 exons. Gene Ontology annotation, cellular component: plasma membrane signaling receptor complex. The record is from RefSeq and is a predicted model, not a curated record.